Molecule: messenger RNA, 1519 nt
Organism: Nematolebias whitei (Rio pearlfish)
Lineage: Eukaryota; Metazoa; Chordata; Actinopteri; Cyprinodontiformes; Rivulidae
Gene: ascl1a
Product: achaete-scute family bHLH transcription factor 1a
Exons: 2
Coding region: 138-746 (202 amino acids)
Biological process (GO): regulation of transcription by RNA polymerase II; developmental process
Molecular function (GO): protein dimerization activity; RNA polymerase II transcription regulatory region sequence-specific DNA binding; DNA-binding transcription factor activity, RNA polymerase II-specific
Source: RefSeq, a predicted model, not a curated record
UUGAGAAGCGCGCCAGGCAGCAGCCAGGCGGACUGCCCCUCUGAAACAAGUGCGCAACAACACGUGAACGGCACGAGCGGCGCGCACCGCCUGGAAACCCGGUGCUUCAUCUUUAUUGCUUCUUUCUCUCUGCGGGGAUGGAGCUCACAGCCAAAAUGGAAAUUAUGCAGCAGCAGUUGAUGCCCGCCUGCUUCUUCUCGGCCGCAGCGGCGGCGCAGAGCAUCCAGCUGAGCCCGAGCUGCAGCAGCCAGAGCAGCCAGAGCAGCCAGAGCAGCGGGAAGUCCAAGCAGCCCAAGCGCGCGCGCUCCUCGUCCCCGGAGCUGCUGCGCUGCAAGCGGCGCCUGAACUUCGCGGGCUUCGGCUACACGCUGCCGCAGCAGCAGCCGCACGCGGUGGCGCGGCGGAACGAGCGGGAGCGCAACCGCGUCAAGUUGGUCAACAACGGCUUCGCCACGCUGCGCGAGCACGUGCCCAACGGCGCCGCCAACAAGAAGAUGAGCAAGGUGGAGACGCUGCGCUCCGCCGUGGAGUACAUCCGCGCGCUGCAGCAGCUGCUGGACGAGCACGACGCGGUGAGCGCCGCCUUCCAGUCCGGCGUCCUGUCGCCCAGCAUGUCGCAGGGAUACUCCGCGGACAUGAACUCCAUGGCAGGCUCACCCGUGUCCUCCUACUCAUCUGAUGAGGGCUCAUAUGACCCCCUCAGCCCGGAGGAGCAGGAGCUGCUGGACUUCACCAACUGGUUCUGAGCAUCUAAGGAUCAACACAUCAUGUUGAGCUUGGGGUGGUCCGGGAAGCGACUGGUGGUCCUCGAGAACAAGAUGCACUGCGUCCUAACUCACCAGUCCUCCACUGGCUGACUGAACAGGCCGCGAGGUCCUGGAAACUUGGGGAUGAUCAGCCCAGAGAUCUGCGCCAAAGGAUUAAACGAAGACGGUUCCCCCCCAGCAGCAAGGGGGAUCCUGGUCCGAUAAACAAAAGAAGUGGACUCACGCUCAUCGGCAGCACAAGAAAAACAUUAUUUAAAAUGUUGCUCCUCAUCUAUGCUAAAAAAAACCCACCCACUUUAGGAAACCUCUAAAUCAGUAAAUCUUCCAAGUCGCGGAUUUAUUCUAUUAAAUUCUAUAUCAAACGCCUUUUUUUAGAAACAUAUUAAGAUAUUUUUGUAUGUAAGAGAUUUAUAGAUGUUUUGUACACAUCCUUUUGUAUAUAUUUUGAAUAUAUUGCGAAGUUGCUUCUAUUACCUCCUGCUAAUGCAGAUCUAUUUCUCUGGCUCUUCUGUUCACGAGGUUUCCAGAAGGAGUUUGACGCUCCGAUGUUUGAUUCUAGCACCAAUGUGUCUUAUUUAAUGGCAAAAACACUCAUCUUGUUGCAUUAUGUGUCACAAUGAUCAAAUCUUAUGCAGCUAUUGUACCAAAACAGUGCGAUGGCCAUGCGUUGUAUGUUUGUACUGCCAGCUCUAUAUCUGCUUACAUAAACAGAUGCUAUUUCUUUAUAACCAUAUUUUCUACAGUCUGAGAAU